AGUUACGACGUAGUAGCGACACAGUCAGUCAGUGAGUGAACCAAGUUUCCAGCGACUCAGCCAUCACGGUCUGAAAAACUUAGUUUUUGUUGUUGCGAAAUGAACUCCCUCGGCGGCUGCUGGUGGGGUUUGUCCGGCGGUAGAAGACCGUGAUAGUCGGGUUGUUGGAGGGGGGAAGCUCGGUGCUCCGGAGAAGCAGAAUAUGGGUCAGACGGCGGUGUCUGCCGUGUCUCAGGCUGCGAGCGUUGAUGGGUUGGAGAAAUCCUCAUCACUGGCCAGCUGUGACGUGGUGGUGGACAGUGCCACCAACACCCAGAAUGCCCCUGCGUCACGGCAGCAGCGAGGCAAGCUGUCAUCUCUAGGAAAACUGUUCAAACCCUGGAAGUGGAGGAAGAAGAAGACCAGCGACAAGUUCCAGGAUCUUUCCAAAGUUCUGGAAAGAAAAAUCUCCACCAGACAAACGAGGGAGGAGCUCAUCAGGAAAGGAGUUCUCAUCCCUGACCAAGAGGAAACAAUCAGCAGUGAAAAUCUGAAUGGCCAUGCCACAUCCAGUGUGACAUCAGAGGAGGUCAAAGUUCACAUUGAGUCUCCAGAAACGACGCUGGAGGAACAGGCCUCCGGGCCCGUCGGCACCGAGGACAAAAAAGAGAGGUGUGAUACUAAACCCCUUGUCCGGGGAAACCAGGUGCGACCUCGAGACGUUCAGGCUAAAAAACAGCAAAGUGCCACUCUGCCCGCCUCUUCCAAACCCGCGGGUGGCACCGCAGCCGCAACCCGGCACAGAGACGGUGCCUCAGGGACUAAAAAGACCACUAAAACCACAGGCAAGACAGGCUCAUCCACUCAAGCUAAAGCUAACCCGCGGAGCACUAACAACACUAGUCGCGGGAUUGCUAAACCUUCCCAUCCAAAGAAGGCAGGAUGCACAACAAAAACCACUGCUGCCUCCACCCUCACCCCUCGUUCUCGUGCGACUAAGGACGACGCCGCUGCAGCACAGACUGGUGGGACAGAUGCAAGGACCAACCGGAAAUCAGACACUCCCACCUCUUCCCCUGUACCUCAAAAGGGCUCUGCAGAGACUCCUAGCCAGCCCGGGGAGUUAAAAUCCUCGCCUCUCUCCUCAAACACCAAGCCUGCCUCGUCGAAAGCCUCAGGCAAUGAGACAGAGGGAAUACAGGCUGCUGCUCAGCCUGGUCUCGAGCCUAAAUCUGCUCCCAAAGCCACUGCUGCGGGUGAGGAGACCCACAAAGGUAUGGCUCCUGAUCCCACAGUCCAGUCUCCCCAUAUCAACUCUGCUACCGAGGACACUUCCUUCACAGAGGGAGAGAGACGGGGGAGGACGGGAGGGGAGGGAGGAGAAGAAGAAAAGAAGAAAGGAGAAAUGGCGUCUGCUGUGGAGAACUGCCUGAGGUCAGCAGAGCGCCAGGCUGAAAAGCCGCAGGGCCUCAGCGUGAACACGGAGAAGGCCGAGGUGACGGUGAUCCCUGAUAGGCCGAGAGACAGUCAAACUAGUGACUCUGAUUCCGAUGGACCAAUCCUGUACCGCGAUGAGGAGGACGAGGAGGAAGACGAGUACACAACCAGCUCUCUGGCAAUUAAGAUCCGCAGACGAGACACCCUGAACAUCAAGCUGGGGAACCGACCUAGCAAGAAAGAGCUAGAGGAGAAAAACAUUCUGCCUCGGAGCUCCGAGACAGAGAGACACGAGCUUCGCCAGCAAAUAGGCAGCAAACUAGUCAGGCGCCUGAGCCAAAGACCCACCACAGAGGAGCUGGAGCAGAGAAACAUCCUCAAGCAAAAGAAUGAAGCAGAAGAGCAAGAAGCCAAGCAGGAGAUUAAAAGGAGACUCUCCAGAAAGCUGAGUGUGAGGCCCACAGUGGCAGAGCUCGUAGCUCGCAGGAUCCUGCGUUUUAAUGAGUACGUGGAGGUAACGGACGCCAAGGAUUAUGACCGGCGGGCAGACAAACCCUGGACACGGCUUACUCCCGCUGACAAGGCUGCUAUCCGUAAGGAGCUGAAUGAGUUUAAGAGCCGAGAGAUGGAGGUUCAUGAAGACAGCAAACAGUUCACCAGAUUCCAUCGGCCCUGAGCGCUCUCACUGCCAGCUGGACGUCAGCACCACAAGCUCUCCGGUCCACAGCUCCCAGCAGUCUCCCGGCCCUCCAGACCCUCAGUACACAGCUCAGUCUACUUUGCUUUGGGAUCCUCUUGCACCUGAUGAUAUGUUUAUUUGACAGCUACAGGUGUGUCUUAAGGCCUUGGCCAAGCAAUGGACACCAGUGAAACAUUUGCACAUAUCUAAAAUCAAUGGUGUCUAUAGCAUUCUGAUUAGAACCAUUUAUUUAUUGCAGAUGGCCAGAUCCUUCUGGUAUGUGAUUGGUUUUUUGUUGUUGUCUGUUUUUGGUUCACUUCCGGCCUUGUAAUGAGACGUUCAAUGGAGGAAAAAUGGGCAAAAUGACCCUCGUAGUAGUGAAUGUGGCUCAAUUGUACUUUGAGUUUGUGUACUUGCGAAGGUAUGCCUUGACGUAAACUGCCAAAUGGCCAAAUAUGGGCAUCCUCCUAGGCCAGGAAAUGGGAGCGAUUGGAUGGUUGUGUGCUGAUGUCAGUGCCUAUGUCACAGAUCCGAGGGGAGGAGAGGCAGUUUGUUCUGCCCCUAUGUGCCUCUUGGAGUUGAAUCUGAAAUACUGCAGUUCAUUUUUAGACAUAUUUAAAGUAUAUUGCCACUAGAGGGCAUUAUAUUAUAAGAGUUAUAGAAUGUAAGUACAGAGAUGUGUAUGUAGAUGAAGAACAGCCUGCGAGUGUUGUAUUUAUAACUGCUGAAGCUGAGAGUUCGGUGGAAACCUGAGGCUUUAAUAGUGAAGUGCAAUGAAAAUCAUUUAAAUUCUAGCCAAUUCCAAUCCCUCAGCGCUCUUCCUGAUGAUACAUAAUGAUCAUGUACCAUCAUAUAUCCUGUGUUGAGUUAUUAAGUGCAAAUCUCUGAUCACAAAGUGCUGGACUUGCUGUUUAGAAGGCUUUGACUUCAGUUUUUUAUUUUAGGCUUUUGGCUGGAGCUCUUACUCAGAGUGACUUGGUGCCAAAGAAAAAAGCAGGAAUUUAAUUUGAUUGUAUUUUGGCCUUAUUUGAACGUUUACAGGUUCGAUUUUGUUGACUUCAUAUAAAGGUUUUAUGAAUGAGAAUAAGCACUGAGAGUUUCACCACUGAAGCAUUCAACAGGCUUUAAGAAGAAGUGGAGGUACUUUAUUUUCCAUUUUCUCAAACUGUCAGCCUGUGAUAGAUAUGUAAGGAGAGACUUGGUGACAAGUAGCCCUUUUACGCUUUGUCCUAACAUGCACCUUGAAUCCAGAUCCAUUUCUCUUUUGGCUUCCAAACUGUAGAAUUUAUCAUGGACCUGAAAAUUUAAAGGAAUUGUUCAACAUUUGCAGAAAUACACUAGAAAAAUGUGUCAGGUAAUUUCAUUAGUCAGUCAACAGGAAACUAGUCUGAAACUAAUGUCAUAAUUGAUCAGUCAUUUCAGUAAUUAACAAAACUGUUGCUGCUCAGGUGAAGAUUUGAUGCUGUUUUUGUCAUAUAUGAUAUUAAACUGAAUACCAUAGGGAUCUGGAUAAAACGAGCAAUUCAGAUUGAAUUUAGAAAAUUAUAAUGGGAAUUUUCCAUUUUAUAGAUGAAACAAUAAAUCAAUUAAUAAAGAAAAUAAUGGACAGAUUGUCUAAGUAAUUGUUAGUUGAAGCGCUAAAAUGUAAAUGUACACUCUAAUUUUUGUACGCUAAAUAUAGAGUUACAGAAAACAGGCCAUUAGCUUGGAUUAGCAUAAACUGGCUCUUCAGUUUUUAUAAACAUUAAAUAUAUAUAUGAUACAUGUUUUUAACCUUUAAACAGAGUCAGCCUAGCUGUUUCCCCCUCUUUCCAAUCUUUAUGCUAAGCUAAGCUAAUCGCCUGCUGGUUGUAGCUUCAUAUUUAGCGCACAGGCUAUUUCUCAAAGUGGUGAACUAUUCCUUUAAUAUCACAUGUAAGGCAAAGUUAAAACAUUAAUGCGUCUUAUAGUGAUCUAAGCUGGCCCACGGGAGGUUAUGAAGUAGCAUUUCAACCUAUUUUAUAUUCCACUGCUCUUUGGGAUUCAAUUUGUAUUUGCACUCUUUUUAGAAGUCUGGAUUGAAUUGUAUUGUUAGGAGAUUAAAGACAAAUAGGUAACAGUGUUGGCUGCACAACAACUUAACUACACUGAAGAGGAUUUACUUUUGUUUAAAUGUGCAGAUACACAGAAAGUUGGUGUAUGUGUGGAAUUAUGGUUUUUGGACAUUUGUAUCACAGUUUGGUGCAUUUAUAGAUUUUCUGCUUCUAAGUGAUUCAUCAAGAUAGAAUCCAGAUACUCGUGACGUAUAUCAAUGCAAAAUGUAGAGGCGAUCAAUUAAUAAUGAUUUGUUUUUGUGUGAAUGCCAGAAUGUUUGGCUGACUAAAAGAAACUGGAGCCUAUAACUUUCUCUCUAAAAUAUGUUAGGACUAAUAUAAGAAGCUGGGACCUUUACUCACUGCAGUGGAUAUAAAAGUUAAACAAAACGUUCUUUCUCCUCCCAGCGUAUUUGGACUAUAAAGGAGUUGUUUGCUGAAAAGUGAUUGACAGAUUGAGCUUGCUGACGUCCGAAGGCUUGUGUUCUCGUAUUAGAUCUCUGACCCUCGUCAUCCUAACAAAAAGUAAAGAAAAGGACAGAUUGAUUCUUCCUGCUUCUGAAUGUGCAUAGGUUGUAACAUGAAGUGAUGUACAGCGAUGGAAAAGAACCAACAGUAUUCAAUAAUGUCAAUAUGUAUGUUGUUAUAUAUUGAUUAUUUUGUACAGAAUGUAUAUCGAGCAUGUGCAUACAUUGAAAUCAAUUUUACUACCAAUAUGAUACAAUAGAACUUUGAUGUGAAUGUUUUAAGCUCUGAUUUUAAUUGUCUUGUUUUUUUUUUUUUUAUCAUCCUCAGUCAGUUGUAAUGAGAUUAACAGUUCAUCACAUAUAUAAGUGCUGUUUUUAGGCAGCAUAUUAAUCACAGUAUGUAAAAUAAUUGUCAUGCCUUUACCAAACUUAUCUGUUUCCUAAGCAGACCAUGUAUAAGACAUUAUAUAGGUAGUGAUAAAUCUCUCUCUGGUUAUUUUGUAUUCGUUCCACCUCCACUUCAACUGAAGUCAGCAGGUGCAAUGCAGCGGGUAUUUCAUGGAUGGUGACUCAGUUAAAAGCAAUUUAUAAUCCUUUCUGGACCUCUCCUUUUGAUUCAUUUCGUCAAAUGACCAUAGUGCAUCCUGCACAAACUAGAAAAACCGGAUGGAUGUGACUUUAAGCUUAAUCAUGAUAAACAUGCUCAAUUUUUAACUACAUGGGUUUAGGUACAGUAAAUAAUCUGAAAGUAAACAUGAGUCUGAGCGGUAGUGUGAAAUUAGCUUCUGUAAAGGUGAACACGGUGCACACCAACAGCAAAUACUGUGAUAAAAGACCAGAAAGCUCUUUUAUUUUUUUAUACACAAAUUUAAAGUCUUACCUUGUGGUAGAGCUCUGUUUCCGUCAUGGCUGACGAUGUAAAUAUGCUGCUUGCAUCACAAAAAGACAAUACAUUAAUCCAGAUAAAGCGUAACCGGUAACAUUUAUUUUAACCCAGCCUAUUUAGCAUUAUUAAGCAGUAUAUAGUCAAUGAGUAAAAGGUUAUGUAGGUGUGUAAGCAGAUAUAAAGACGUUUAAAGGUGCUAUAACUGAUAUUUUUAUAACAAUAAUUAAUGAUAUAUGAAGUGACAGUGUCAAUAGGGAUGAACCUACAGGGCAUUAUCACCUGAAUCUGCAGCUCUCCCCAGCUUUACCGAGCUUUACAGUGAGUUUCAGCUCAUUGUACUUCAAUGUUUUGGUUCACUAUCACUGCUCGUGUUGUUUUCGGCCACAGCACCCACAGUUACCGACUAGCUGGUGAAGAUAGUGGAGCAUGCAGCAGCUAAAGAUAAUGUCCUCAGGAGCGGCUAAAGACCAAAACCUGAGCUAAAAGAGUGAAUAUUAAGGACUUACAUUCAUGGGGUGGCCAGAAAUAACUCAAAAUUAAUUGUAAUGUAACAGCUGGAUGUGUAAAUAAGCAACUAUUCGCCAUAUCAACCUAAAAGAUUUUAUCAACAACAAUUUAUCAAUACAGUGUUCACAACUUGUUUCACGGCUCCCAAGUGGCCACAUAAAUCAGUUAUUGCAGGUUCAAGUGUUUAAUAAUGUAUUGUUAACAACUUAAACUCCUCAUGAAGCAUCCACAACUGCUGAAUAAACAUGAAUACUUUGCAAUAUAUUUGCAAUCUUAUAUAAUGUCUAAUGUUUUAAACCUGUCUGUGAAUGAUUUGUACAUGUGUACAAAUGAUUGUUUAGGAAAUGCUUUGUAACACUAAGAGUUAGUUAUGAUAACAGUCAUGUUAUACUAUGCUAUCAGUCAUUCAUUAGCUGUUUAUACACCAGUUACGGAUGCUUAAUCCGAAAGUUUUUAAUUGGUGACCAAAUACAUUAAGAAACACUUAUGUCUAUAUAUUUGCUUACAAUUUAUAAAUCAUUUAUGAAGUGUUUAUAUGCUGCUUAUCAAUACAAUACAGAGGUUACAUAGUGUUAGCUAAUAAGAGGCUUUAGAAAUCUUACCUGUUGUUGUUUUUUUUUUUUUUUUUAAAUCUAGGUUAAAAACAUUGGUGUCUUUUGUAAUAAUGAAAGUACUGCCAGGGGAGUCUUGAUUUGGGCUGUCACCACAUCUACCUUUUAAGUCUUGUUUUUUUUCCUUCAACACUGAUGCGUAAUUCCAUAUUUUAGUCCAGAGUUAUGUAUAGUAUCUGUAUAGAGUUUGGGAGAGCCUUGACAGUUGGUGUUUAAUCAUAACCAGUCAGUAUUAAAGGAGCGAGUACUGUAAAAACGAUAAUGGCUGCAGUCUGUUUCAUCUCAUCUUGUAUGAAACUGUAAAAUAAAUACAAUAAACUUAAUGAGAGUAAGACCCCAAAGACGCUUUCAAAUGCAAAAUAUGGAAUAAUAUCAAACAUGUAAUUGUCAUUACAUUUUAAAAGCCAUUUCUCUAUAAUUCCACAAUUUGUGGCCAUUUUGACACAAUUAACAAUUGUACAAUUAAUCUGCAGAACUGGAGACUCACCAGUUCAUGAAGAUGUUUACAUUUGAGGAUCUCUGCUGCUGUAAUGAUGCUUGAGGCUUCCCUUUAUCACUUCCCCCAAUCAGAUCCCCAAUUUCUGACAAGGGCCAUAAUCAGACUGCUGCUGUUGUUGAACGAAAGCCCUUUAUCUUCAACGUGUAAUCUUUUCUUGAUCUUGUGACAUCUCACUUUGGUAUUCAUUCGCUGGGGAAUCACACUAUAAACCUUCCAAAUUUAAAUGCAUUGAUUUUCUUUUCACACAACAGAUACCCAAAGGAAACAGCAAAGGACUGGAUAUUUCACAAACACCUUUACUGUAUGUUUGACACAAGAUUGAUCUUUGAAGUCGUAGAAUAAUGUCAUAUAUCCCCAAAACAUCUACUGUUACGUCCAAACUGUAUAUUGUUUUUGUAUAUAAAGAAUCGUGGAAAAACA
Molecule: messenger RNA, 7557 nt
Organism: Dicentrarchus labrax (European seabass)
Lineage: Eukaryota; Metazoa; Chordata; Actinopteri; Moronidae
Gene: phactr2
Product: phosphatase and actin regulator 2
Exons: 13
Coding region: 203-2092 (629 amino acids)
Biological process (GO): actin cytoskeleton organization
Molecular function (GO): actin binding
Source: RefSeq, a predicted model, not a curated record